Priapulus caudatus is the source of this 1269-nucleotide messenger RNA. RefSeq names its product phospholipid-transporting ATPase ID-like. The coding region runs from base 1 to 1269 and encodes 422 amino acids. Gene Ontology annotation, biological process: Golgi organization; phospholipid translocation. Gene Ontology annotation, cellular component: plasma membrane. NCBI's taxonomy places the organism in Eukaryota, Metazoa, Priapulida, Priapulimorpha, Priapulimorphida, Priapulidae. Gene Ontology annotation, molecular function: ATP hydrolysis activity; ATPase-coupled intramembrane lipid carrier activity; ATP binding. The record is from RefSeq and is a predicted model, not a curated record. The transcript has 8 exons.
AUGCCCUCAUCGCGUUGUUUCAGCGUGGAGAUCAUUCGCUUCGGCCACAGCUGGUGGAUCAACUGGGACCGCAGCAUGUACUACGAGCGCAACGACACGGCGGCAAAGACCCGCACGACGACGCUGAACGAAGAGCUGGGACAGAUCGAGUACAUAUUCUCCGACAAGACCGGAACCCUCACACAGAACAUCAUGACGUUCAACAAGUGUUCAGUGGGAGGCAAGUCGUACGGAGACUUAUUGGACAGCCGUGGGGAACCGCUGGAGAUAAAAGAGGACACGAAGAAGCUGGACUUCAGCUGGAACCCGAUGUACGAGCCGAGCUUUGUCUUCUACGACGGCAGCCUGCUGGCGGCAGUGCGGCGCGGCGAGCCGCAGGUCUGCCUGCUCUUCACCGUGCUGGCGCUCUGCCACACCGUCAUGCCCGAGAUCAAGGACGGGAAGCUGGAGUACCAGGCUCAGUCACCCGAUGAAGCAGCCCUCGUCGGCGCCGCGCGGAACUUUGGCUUCGUGUUCAAGUCUCGCACUCCGACAACGAUCACCAUAGAAGUACAGGGACAGCAGGAGAUCUAUGAGCUCCUCUGCAUCCUCGACUUCAACAAUGUCAGGAAACGCAUGUCUGACAUCCUCGCGAAGAUGAAGAGCCGCCACCACGCGGGCGACCCUCCAUCAGGUGGCGCUCCCGGCGGAGCGAUGGACGUCGUCUCCGUCACCGACCCGGGACAGACGAGCGAGACGUACCGCAUGCGCAACAUCAACAACGGAGCAUUCGGCGUUCCGCACGAUGGCACCACCGUGCUCGAGGACUCGGAGCUCAGCGGUUUCGCGCUCGUCAUCAACGGGCACAGUCUGGUGUUUGCUCUGGAGGAGAAGAUGGAGCUGUUGUUUCUGGAGGUGGGCUGCAUGUGCAAGGCUGUGAUCUGCUGCCGCGUGACGCCGCUACAGAAGGCUCUCGUAGUCGACCUCGUGAAGAAACACAAGAAGGCCGUCACGCUCGCGAUCGGUGACGGCGCCAACGACGUCAGCAUGAUCAAGACGGCGCACAUCGGCGUCGGCAUCAGUGGGCAGGAGGGCAUGCAGGCGGUGCUGUCGUCGGACUUUGCGCUCGCGCAGUUCCGCUACCUCGAGCGUCUGCUGCUCGUGCACGGCCGCUGGUCGUACUUCCGCAUGUGCAAGUUCCUCGAGUACUUCUUCUACAAGAACUUUGCGUUCACGCUCUGCCACUUCUGGUUCGCCUUCUACUGCGGCUUCUCGGCGCAGGUGGGUUGA